Molecule: messenger RNA, 1129 nt
Organism: Drosophila busckii
Lineage: Eukaryota; Metazoa; Arthropoda; Insecta; Diptera; Drosophilidae
Product: coiled-coil domain-containing protein 97
Exons: 1
Coding region: 38-1060 (340 amino acids)
Source: RefSeq, a predicted model, not a curated record
ACGUUUGUUUACCUUAAGACAAUUGUUUAAACAAAACAUGACGCUAACUGCAGCAGAGGACAGCGCUGCUGCAGCUGAAUUGCCCAAUCAACUUGUGGACAUAUUUAAGGCACUGGCAAACAACUCCAGCAUAGUCUUUAAGUCACAGCAAAUUGAUGAUCCGGAGCUGCAGCUGGCGGAGAAGCAACAAAUAGCGCACAAUGCUUUUAGCAAGAAUCGUGAAAACUUUUUAAUACGCUUUGGCAGCUUUCUGGACGAGCAACAGUUAAGUGACUUUCAAACACUGGGCAUGCAGCCACCCAUUAAGCCGGAUGAGAAUCUAGAGGAAAUGUGCCUGCUGCUGCUGGAUUACCAGCGUAAGCUACACACGCGCAAGGUGUGUGUGAAGAACAGACGCUAUCGUGCCAUGCAGCAACUGCUGCAAAAGGGCGAAUACUUUAGUGAGCAUGAAAUGAUGCAGCGCGCGCCCGAGCUGUACCAGGAGCUGGUGGGACAAUACCUAAGCGCGCAGGAAAUCAAACAGCGUGACAGCUACGAUGUGCGCAACACAACGUUCUCGGGCAUACUAAUGCAUUCGCUAGAGCAGCAGCAGCGUAAUGAGCUGCUGCAACAGUUGGAGAGCAGUGAGAACAUCAGAGAGGAACCAGCAGAGUAUGCAGUGCCGCCAUCAUGUAAGACUCAGUGGGGCGGUUUUGACGAUGAUGAACCUGUAGCUUGCUCUACAAGUCGUAAUACAGCCAAGCUGCCUACGCUGAGCACACCGCAGUUUUAUACAGCGGGCGAGCGCGAACUAAUGCGCAAUGAAUUCAUGGGCAUUAUGAAGGAGCGUUUUCUCACUGGUCAGGAUGAAGAUUUUGACUAUGCGGCUGUGGACAACAAUGCACAGCUUGAUGAUUUGCAGCAAAUCGAACAGGAUGCGCAGGAUGCGUAUUUCGAUGAAGACGAGGCCUCCAAUAUUCCCGCUGCAAGUGCGCCACGUGAUGUGAGCGAUGAAGAAAGCGAGGACGAGCUGGAGCGCUACAUGCGCCAUUUAAAUAAUCAUCAUAGUCUACGAAGCUAGUAUAAGUUUAUGCUUUAAUUUAUAAAAUUAAUUUCACAAAAUUGUGCAAAUAUGGAGCUUUAAGUGAAA